Molecule: messenger RNA, 1548 nt
Organism: Lineus longissimus
Lineage: Eukaryota; Metazoa; Nemertea; Pilidiophora; Heteronemertea; Lineidae
Product: THO complex subunit 6 homolog
Exons: 13
Coding region: 94-1104 (336 amino acids)
Biological process (GO): mRNA export from nucleus
Cellular component (GO): transcription export complex; THO complex
Molecular function (GO): protein binding
Source: RefSeq, a predicted model, not a curated record
AUUACUGUUAAUUUAACUUGCUGAGAAUUUCCAAAUAGCAUGAAAAUAAUCAAUGGUUCAUUCUGUGUGUAACAAUCCGCACGUUUUUUCUUCAUGAUGGCUGUCGAACGAAAACAGAUUUUGCAGAAACUAUAUACCACAGUUUACUGCCAAUGCUUUUCACCUUGUGGGAAAUAUCUUGCAGCAUGUGACAACUUUGGAAGAGUAGCACUUUUCAAUCUAUCAAAUGCUUUGGCUGCAGAUGCCACUGACUCUUCAUGGAAGCCAUGCCACAUUUUCCAAGCUCAUGAUGGUCCAAUAUAUUCAUUAGCAUCGUCAAAAGAUUUUUUAAUAAGUGCUGGUACUGGUGAUAUCAAAGGUUGGAACUGGAGUGAUGUCAUUAAUAAGAUUCCGAAGAUUGUGUGGGCCUUAUCAAUUCCAAAUACGGGUAAUUUUGACAAUCCAGAAACAAAUUCCAUAGCCCUGGACAACAAGAAUGGUCCUUCUCAUCUGUUUGCUGGAUGUGGUGACAACAAUAUACAUAUGUGGGAUCUUGAAUCAGGCCAUCUUAUGAAGAGCUUUGAGGGUCACACCGACUAUGUACACAGUGUCAUCUUACGGAACAACUGCAGAGAAUGCAUAUCUGGUUCGGAAGAUGGAACAGUCCGAGUUUGGGAUGUGCGCUCUCCCCAUGAAGCUGUCCAUAUGAUAGAACCAUACAAACAGGAGGAAUGCAGCCGUCCACAGAUGGGUAAAUGGAUAGGUUGUGUGGCAACAGAUCCUGGUGAUGACUGGUUGGUUUGCGGAGGAGGCCCGCAACUCUCUAUCUGGUUCCUGAGGUCCCUGACAUUCACAACUGUGUUCGAAACGCCCCAGACUUGCCAACAACAUGCCAUGUUUUACGACGAUGAGAUCAUAUCGGCUGGUACUAGUGGGGUUGUACAUCACUGGAACGUGAAUGGUGAGAGCAGAUCGCAUGUACCAUGUUCACCAGGGAGCGUCUUCAACGUCAACAUCAAUACAAACUCUGAUAGUAACAAGGUCUUGUCGGUGGCUGGAAAUUGUUCCAAAAUAGACGUCUGCACAAACUUUGGAUACACAGCAUUUUCAUUGGAUUUCUGCUAACGGAUGUUAAGACAUGGAAAUAUGUUAUGACAUUGGUGUCAUUUAAUGUGCUUUGAAUUGACUAGCCUCAAUCAUGGGGUACUUUGGACUCGUUAUUGUGCUUGAAUAAGUGACUGUCAUGACUACUGUGCAAGGCUUGAGGACUUAUUCGAUAGACCCGUGUGCUUACUUCCUUCAUACUGCCAGUGCCUUAAUCAAAGUGACUUUCAUGGACUGCUGUGCAAGGCUCAAGGACUUAAUCACUGGACUGGUGGUGGACAUAUGUUUUCACACUGCCAUGUUCAAUUGAAUAAGGCCAUUCAAAUUGGAAGGAAAAAACAGCGUUUAUAUUGAACUCUAUCAAGGGCCACUAUUGUAAGAGUUUUUUUCUUGACAACUCACCUUUUUGGCAGCAAAACAGCAAUAUGUCCAACUAAAGAAAUGAACAAAAAGAAAUGUACUCUC